Messenger RNA from Engraulis encrasicolus (European anchovy), 1022 nucleotides. RefSeq names its product ribosomal L1 domain-containing protein CG13096-like. The coding region runs from base 204 to 1022 and encodes 272 amino acids. The record is from RefSeq and is a predicted model, not a curated record. Lineage: Eukaryota; Metazoa; Chordata; Actinopteri; Clupeiformes; Engraulidae. The transcript has 3 exons. Gene Ontology annotation, biological process: cell surface receptor signaling pathway.
UGACCUCAACAUCCCUCCGGAGUGAGCACAGAUCGGCUUAACAUUCUUGGCUGUUGUGAAGGCGUCUUAUUACAAUGUGAUGCUAAGGAAUAGGCCUACUGUUGUGGAUAGUAUUAGGGAGUAAGGCCUAUACUUACUUCCCCCGAAGACUGGACUUGAUUGUUGACAGACUUUACAAAUACCUGCACCAGAACUGAUAAGCCAUGGAAAUAGCACUAGCCAGCCCGUUGUUCCGAGUUAUAUCAAAAGCAGCGUCAGUGAUUAGUAGAUUGCUGGACGCGACGAGCAACAAAAGAAACUUUGAGGUGCUGGCCAAUAAAGUGAAGCAUCUUCAGGCCAUUCUGGAGCGCUUACACACCAUGGGCAGACCAUUCCAAGGGGCACUGAGCAUGGGUGUGACGGAGUUCUCCUCCGCUCUGGAUUUGGCCGAGGAGCUUGUUAUACAGUAUGGACUCACCAAUAGGGUAGAGCGCUUUUUCAAGGCAUCCAGUUUGAAAGGCAAGUUCAAAAGUGUCUAUAAGAGACUAAAAAGUGCCGAACAACAGCUCCUCCUUGCACUGAGCGUCGAGCAAAGGCGUGCGGUGCCAGACGGGAGGAUGGGAGGAGGGUUCCUGGUGCCCAGUCAAGGAGGAGCACGUGGUGGUGGAGGUGGAUCAUCAGCACUCAUGCCGUAUCGGAGUGGGCCCUCACGGGGAGGAGGAGGUGGAGUUGUGGCAGGUGCAAUAGAAGUAACGGAGGCGGCCAUCCUCACACCUUUUGGCAUAAUCACGGCCACGGAGGUUAACAUAAUAACAAUAGAAGAGGAUGACGAUGACAAUGAUGAUGACAGUAAUGACGAUGACAGUAAUGACGAUGACGGUGAUGACGAUGACGAUGACAUUGAUGACGAUGACAUUGAUUACGAUGACAUUGAUGACGAUGACAUUGAUGACGAUGACAGUGAUGAAGAGCUUCAGUAUGGCGUAGGCCAGUUAGCUUUGCAUGGAUACUGCAGUAACUAUGGAGUUGGUUGCCGAGCGUAG